Messenger RNA from Penicillium cosmopolitanum, 1785 nucleotides. Its product is annotated as endopolyphosphatase. Gene Ontology annotation, cellular component: membrane; fungal-type vacuole. NCBI's taxonomy places the organism in Eukaryota, Fungi, Ascomycota, Eurotiomycetes, Eurotiales, Aspergillaceae. The transcript is spliced from 4 exons. The coding region runs from base 1 to 1785 and encodes 594 amino acids. Gene Ontology annotation, biological process: polyphosphate catabolic process. The record is from RefSeq and is a predicted model, not a curated record. Gene Ontology annotation, molecular function: exopolyphosphatase activity; endopolyphosphatase activity.
AUGUUGACCCUGCUGGGCCUCAUCACUGCUGCUGCCACCGCGGUGGCAGUCCCCCCUGGAGCAGCAGCAGCAACGGCCCCUCGCUCCUCCGCAUCUACAGAGGCCCAACCCCAACCCCAACCCCUAACAGGGCGCUUUCUACAUAUCACCGAUUUCCACCCCGACCGGUACUACAAAGCGGGUUCUUCACCCGACGACGGUUCAUGCCACCACGGCAAAGGCAAAGCAGGAUACUUUGGACAAGAUGGAUCGGACUGCGACUCCCCGCUCGUCCUGGUAGACGAGACAUUCCGCUGGAUCAAAGACAACAUCAAAGAUGAGAUCGACUUCGUGAUCUGGACCGACGAAAUCCUCGAAUCGAAUCGCUACAUGUCACAGAAAUGGGUCGAUCUAUUCGGAACCCAUGACUCACCAGAUCGCUCCGCGGGUCGUCUCUCCGUCCCCGUGGUGCCUACAUUCGGCAACAACGAUAUCCUCCCACAUAACAUUUUCCGCGGCGGCCCGAACCCCUGGACGAAGAAGUUCGAUGAGAUUUGGGCUGAUUUCAUCCCCGAGGAUCAGCGGCAUAGCUUUGUUCAGGGCGGUUGGUUUACCAGUGAGGUGAUUCCUGGCAAAUUGGCCGUCAUUAGCUUGAACACGAUGUACUUUUUCGAAUCUAAUAGUGCUGUCGAUGGGUGCAAGGAUCGAUCUGAGCCCGGGUAUGAACACAUGGAGUGGCUGCGGGUGCAGCUGCAGAUUCUGCGCGAGCGUGGCAUGAAGGCUAUCCUGAUGGGUCACGUUGCGCCUGCGCGCUCAGACGAGAAGACCAACUGGGACGAGACUUGCUGGCAGAAGUAUACGGUGUGGAUGGAUCGGUACCGGGAUGUGGUUGUCUCAAGUCUCUACGGGCAUAUGAAUGUUGACCACUUCGUCCUGCAAGAUAGUCACGCCGCGGACGCGGAUGAGCUGUCGGAGAAGCAGAGCGAUGGUACUGUCUCUGCCAUGUCCAAGUCGGACUACCUCGUUUCUUUGCGGGACCAGUGGUCCGAUCUGCCAUCUGUACCAGCGGGCUUGGACAGCAUUCAAAAGAUGGAAGACUUCCUCGAGGCAAACAAGAAGAAGGGCGGGAAGGGCAAGGAAGAUAAGAAGGAGAAGAAGAUUCGCAAAUACUUGAAGAAGAUUGGAGGCCCGUGGGCUGAGCGAUACAGCGUGUCGUUGGUUUCGCCCAGUCUCGUGCCGAAUUUCUUCCCGACGCUGCGCAUGGUGGAGUACAACCUGACGGGGUUGGAGAAUGUCGGCCAAACCGACGAGUCCGCCUCCGUCCCGCAGCAGCUAUCCGAUCUAUAUGAUUAUCAGUCGGGCCACGAUUCGUCGGUAGACACGCAAAAGAAGAAGAAAAAGAAGGGCAAGGGCAAAGACAAGGAAAAGGGAAAGAAGAAGCCCAGCUUCAGGGCGCCCGAGCCACCAUCCUCCACGGCCCCGCCUGGCCCAGCAUACUCCAACCAGGCGUUGACGCUGUUGAGUUACACGCAGUACUAUGCCAACCUCACACGACUUAACGAGGAAGCCAGUCAAGCGAAGAAAUCCCCACGCAUGGAGUUCGAGGUGGAAUACACCACGAACGACGAUGUUUAUGAUAUGAGUGACCUCACCGUCCGCAGUUACCUAGAGCUUGCGACCCGGAUCGGGGAAGCUGGGGAAGUCUCGAGCCAGAAGAAAGGCAAGGUCAACGCGGUUUGGCGAGCGUUCUUGGAGCGGGCUUUUACAGGGUACAUGGAUGUAGACGAGCUGGAAGAGAGCUUUUAG